Molecule: messenger RNA, 324 nt
Organism: Rotaria sordida
Lineage: Eukaryota; Metazoa; Rotifera; Eurotatoria; Philodinida; Philodinidae
Source: the annotation of a GenBank genome assembly
AUGAUUGUUCUUUGGCUACUUUUACAGAUGCUUGUUUCAUGUUGGGCACAACAUCAAUAUUCAUCCGGUAUAUGGGGAGGUCCAUCAAUCGACUUGAGUGAUAUUGAAGAAUUAGAUAAAAUCAACUAUGUCAAUAACAACAACAUGAAUGAAAAUGAUCUACUUGAACAAUUUCUUCCGAUAAUAUAUAAACCAAGAAGAAAUUUUCGUAAAAUUUCUCGUGUUGGUAUUGAACAACGAAAGAAAAAAUUUCUAUCUGAAUUGGAAAAUUCACCAGAUGGACAUAAUUUACAAGGUCUUUGGGCGAUGCCUGGACGACGUUAA